AUGAUGAAGAAGCUUUUAUCAGACCUGCGCCCGGCGCUGCCUGCAGAAGCAGCAAACCUAGCGAGUAACAUUCAUCUUGUCAUUCUUAAGUAUCGGAAAACAGAAAUGUAUGUAAGUUGCGGAAUAAAACGAAGUCAGAACAAAACGAAGGGACAAGAAAACAAAAACAUGUGUGUGCCAAUCGAAGAAGUAGACCGGACGAGGUUCGGUCAAUUUCGACAACGAGAAAUUGAUGGGAUGGGAUGGGAAUUAGGUGGUGAUAUACAAGAAUCCACAGAUAUAGAUGACGGUAACGGAAGAUCGCGCAUGUGGAAGAGAUCUUCUAGUACGAUCAUAGCCGGUGCCGGACAGGCAGAGGAUCCUCCGUCAUAGAAAGACGUACUGCUCUCGUGAUUUCGAGGUCGUCGCUUCGUCAAAAAUGAGCCACUACUGCUAUUGCUGAAAUACGACGAUGUCAGAGGUCGCUUAUCUUUAUUUUCUUUCUGGCCAGUAGCGAAUUCAAACCAGAUACCUGUUUUUUGAUAUGUCAGUCUCGCCUCCUUUUUCUUUGCCUUUACUGCCCUGGCUUGCCGGCGGUUGUUUUCGCUUCGCCCUGGUAGUAAGUUAGUUGUUUUCAUCGACAUCGCAUCGGGUUGUAUAUUUCGCCCCGUUGCCGUUUCUGCCCGGGCAAUCGAAAAUAAAUGGGUGGCUUUACCAGACUGCUGUUGCAGUGGCAGGC
Messenger RNA from Amoebophrya sp. A120, 718 nucleotides. NCBI's taxonomy places the organism in Eukaryota, Dinophyceae, Syndiniales, Amoebophryaceae. The record is from the annotation of a GenBank genome assembly.